Molecule: messenger RNA, 807 nt
Organism: Acanthamoeba castellanii str. Neff
Lineage: Eukaryota; Discosea; Longamoebia; Acanthamoebidae
Product: Autophagy-related protein 27 protein
Exons: 3
Coding region: 1-807 (268 amino acids)
Cellular component (GO): trans-Golgi network
Source: RefSeq, a predicted model, not a curated record
AUGGAACGUGUUUCGGUGCGUCUCGUGGCGACGCUCGCGGUGCUGGCCCUGAUGAUCCUCGCCGCGUCGGGCCAAAGCGACUGCAAGGGCAAGGUGGGCAAGUACGAAUACGACCUCACCCCGCUGGCACAGAAGCUUGGCGCUGUGGACCUCCAGACGCAGGAUGCCGGCAACCCGCCCCAGACCUACUACUACCGCGUGUGCGGCGUGGUGAGCAACAACUUCUGCCAGACGGUGGACGACAUGACGCCCGCCGUGUGCCAGAAGGACACGCGCAUCCCCGCCGAGUUCCACGAUUGCGGCAACCAGAAGACGGCUCGCUUCCAGAAGCUCCCGAGCGGAUCCGAUUCUGAUGGUUUCACCCUCUCCUACACGGGCGGCCAGGAUGGUCGUGCAUCCAUGAUUUACUUCAAGUGCGACAAGUCCAAGGAUCCUGGCGUGUUCAGCUUCGUCAAGGAGGACCCCGUCAAGACGUAUGAUUUGCAGUACCUCAGCAAGUGGGCUUGCCCCACCAACGGUGGCGGCGGCGGCGGCGGCGGUGGCGGUGGCGGCGGCGGUGGUGGCGAUGACGACGACGGCGGCAUUUCCGGCGGCUGGAUCUUCAUCAUCAUUUUGUCGAGCUUGCUGGUCCUGUACCUCGUCGGUGGUGUGGCCUUCAACAAGUUCUACAGGCACCACGAGGGCAAGGAGAUCAUCCCCAACGUCGAGUUCUGGAUGGCUCUCCCCGGUCUCGUCAAGGACGGCCACCUCUUCGUCUGGCGCAAGGCUCGCAGCCUCACUGGCCGCGGCAGCUACGAGGAGAUGUAA